AUGACCACACAUGAUACUCUUACAGUUCUCUCUUCUAUUCCUUUGACCAAUGACACUAUUAUAUACGGUGAUCUUAAUUCACGUUUGGGUUCCCUUACUGAUGACUAUGCUACUAACACUCAAGGUUUUGCUCUUUGUCAAUGGCUAGAGGAAUGUGCUCUUACUGUUGUCAAUGGCCAGCUCUCACCAUGCAUACCUACAUUCAUUUCAUUCUGUCAAAAUGUAGAGAUAAGCAGUAUCAUUGAUCUGUUUCUCACUAAUAUGUCCCUUACCAACACCAUUCUCAACAUUCAUACCAAUCUCUCACUUAACUCUGACCACUGUCUACUUUCACUUUCAUUUACAUAUGCUAUCAAUUCAACAUCACAUGCACCACUACUAUCUUGCAAAACAUGGAACCUCUCACAUCUUAAAGAACCUGAUGUUCUCAAACUAUAUGCCCACACAUUUGUCACUAAUUUUGCCAACCUUAAAUCUACUUUGCAAUCGACCUUCAAACACUCUCCUUUCUCACGUCCACCAAUUUAUACACUAACUGAUGAAUUUAACUCACUCAUUUACAAUUCUUUAAGUAGCUCAAUUGACAAUUUCCUCCCCGUCCUUCCCACAGGAAAAAAUUCUGGAAUUCAGCACUCCAAGCAGCUGCAGAGCACCACAAUUUCUGCUACAAGAAAUGGCGCCAUGCAUGUAGCAUAUACAGAAUCCAUUGGUGAGAUAAACAUCUUAAAGCACAGGCAGAUUUCCAACAUCAACAACUUAAACGACGACAUCAAUCUCAGCAUGUGUUUUAACACAGUGAUGAACCAGCAACAGCAGCAACAAUUAUGUCGCCCUCCUCCUCCUCAUCUUCACAGCAUCAGUCUGCCUUUUGCCUCUGCCAACUUGCCAUUUGUUUCUUUUGUGGUAGAGGAAUGCAUGCAAUUUAUGCCUAACCAGAAUUUCUGA
Phycomyces blakesleeanus NRRL 1555(-) is the source of this 945-nucleotide messenger RNA. RefSeq lists its product as hypothetical. Lineage: Eukaryota; Fungi; Mucoromycota; Mucoromycetes; Mucorales; Phycomycetaceae. The record is from RefSeq and is a predicted model, not a curated record. The transcript is spliced from 3 exons. Gene Ontology annotation, molecular function: catalytic activity. Bases 1 to 945 code for a protein of 314 amino acids.